Messenger RNA from Coccomyxa subellipsoidea C-169, 3704 nucleotides. RefSeq names its product SPT16-domain-containing protein. Lineage: Eukaryota; Viridiplantae; Chlorophyta; Trebouxiophyceae; Coccomyxaceae. Gene Ontology annotation, cellular component: FACT complex. The transcript has 24 exons. The coding region runs from base 212 to 3301 and encodes 1029 amino acids. Gene Ontology annotation, biological process: positive regulation of transcription elongation by RNA polymerase II; transcription elongation by RNA polymerase II. Gene Ontology annotation, molecular function: nucleosome binding. The record is from RefSeq and is a predicted model, not a curated record.
CUGUUAUUGAGGAGGAAGUGUUGUCAGAAGACAUAACAGAAGAUCACAAGUAUUCAUGUGAAGCUUGCGUGAGCGGUUGCUCUAAAAUAUAUUGACCAUCGAUGCCAUCAAUACAAACUUGAUUGCUGGACCGAGCAGUGCGGUGCCAUCCUGCCCAUGGUGUUGAAGGUCGUGUAAGGAUCAAGGGGAGACUGUAUAAUUCGGGCACGCUAUGGGCGACUUGAAACUGGAUGAAAAUGUGUUUUGUGAACACCUCCAGUCGUUUUACAACAGCUGGAAGGAGGGAGGUCCAAGCUGGGGACAGGAUGAUCAGCUGGCAACCGCUAUUGCCAUCCCUGCGGGAGCAUCUUCAGGGGAGUUGCGAUACCUGAAGAGCACCUCCUUGCAAUUGUGGCUCUUUGGAUAUGAGAUCCCAGACACAAUCCUUGUCUUCACAAAGGAGGCCCUCCACGUGCUGUCAAGCGGGAAAAAGGCUGCCUUGAUAAGCGAGCUGGCGGCACCCUGCAAGGAGAGGGUGGGCGUGGAGAUGGUGAUGCACCCCAGGCCCAAGAGUGAAGACGGCAGCACACAGAUUACCGAGCUGUUGGACGUGAUCCGUGCAUCUGCAGACGCGCCAGUUCUGGGCUUACACCAAAAGGAGCAAAACCCCCUGGGAAAGGUGGCAGGGCUCUGGAUGAAAUUACUGGAGGACGCUGCGCUGCAGCAGACUGACGUGGCGGCCGGCUUCUCAGAGCUUCUGGCCGUCAAGGAUGCCGUGGACGUGCAGAAGGUCAAGAAGGCUGCCUUCCUGGCCGCCAGCGCCAUGAAAAACUUUUCUGUGGGGGAGCUGGAACGCAUCAUUGACGAGGAGAAGAGGGUGAAGCACACAAAGUUCGGGAGCAAGAUCGAGGAUGCGGUCAGGGAUCCCUCCAAGUGCAAGGUGAAGCUCAAGGCCGAGAACGUGGACAUCUCCUACCCGCCCAUCGUGCAGUCCGGCGGCGUGUACGACCUGCGGCCCAGCGCCGUCAACGAUGACCGGCCGAUGCAGUACGACGUGGUUCUCAUGGGCAUCGGCGCCAGGUACCUCCAGUUCUGCGCCAACAUCGGGCGCACAUACCUGGUGGACCCCAGCAAGACGCAGCAGGAUGAGUACGCCGCACUGCUGGCGGCCCUCGAAGCCGCCAGCAAGGCGCUCGUGCCCGGCGCUCCCUGCUCCGAUGUCUUCGGCGCCGCCGUCAAAGCACUGGAGGAUGCAGGGCAGGGUCACUUGGUGGCCAAGCUCUUCAAGAACAUCGGGUGGAGCUUGGGCACGGAGCUGCGCGAGAUGCACUACGGGCUCACAGCCAAGAACGCCACCCUCAUCAAGCCUGGCAUGAUCUUCAACCUCAGCAUCGGUGUGAGCGGUCUGGAGAGGUCGGACCCUGGUGAGGGCCAGGCGAAGGAGUAUGCACUGCUAGUGGCAGACACCUACUAUGUGCCAGCCGAGGAAGGCAAGGCAGCGGAGUGCCUCACCAGCCUAGCACCACGCGCAUGGGCCGACGUUGCUUACUACUUCAAGGAGAAUGAGGAGGAGGAGGAGAAGCAGCCUGCGCCCAAGGCGCCGAGGGACAAGGAUGUGUUUGCCGGCAACAAGAACCUGCGCAGCGAGGACAACAAGUUCCGGGAACGCGACCAGGACCGGAGGAAGCAGAAGGAGAACCAGGAGGAUCUGCUGCGCAACGCGAACGAGAACACGCUGCGAGCGCUCAAGGCGAGCGAGGCCGGCAGCGGGGGCGCGACCGUCGGCCGCAAGGCGUCCGCUCUGGAGUCCUACAAGACCAUCGACGAAAUCCCCUCCACUCGCGAACUGGCCAUGCAGGUGGACCAGAAGAAUGAGUCACUGCUGGUGCCCAUCUACGGCCUCAUGGUGCCCUUCCACAUCCUCACUGUCAAGAACGUCUCCAACAACCAGGACGGGGACCACGCCUACAUCAGGCUAAACUUCAACUUUGGGCCCACGUUUGAGCCGGGCGUCAAGUUCCCUCAGGCCAUCUUCCUCAAGGAGCUCUCCUACCGCACCUCUGACACCCGCCACGCCACCAAGAUAGUCCAGGAGAUCAAGGUGCUGCGCAGCAGUGUGAGCCAGCGCGAAAAGGAGAGGGCCGAGCGAGCCACCCUCGUGCAGCAGGAGCGCCUGAUCAAGGCCAAGGGGCGGGUGUACACCCUGAACGACGUGUGGAUCCGGCCGGCGUUUGGCGGGAAGGGCCGCAAGAUGACUGGGCAGCUGGAGGCACAUGCCAACGGUCUUCGGUACUCCACUCCCAAGGGAGAGACCCUGGACAUCAUGUACAGGAACAUCCGGCAUGCGUUCUUCCAGCCGGCUGAGAAUGAGAUGAUGACGCUGCUGCACUUCCACCUCAUCGAUCCCAUCAUGGUGGGCAAGAAGAAAACGAUGGACGUGCAGCUGUACACGGAGGUGAUGGAGAGCGUGCAGACCAUCGACGCCGGCCGCCGCUCCAUGUACGACCCCGACGAACUUGAGGAGGAGCAGCGCGAACGCGACGCCAAAAACCGGAUCAACAAGACCUUCCAGAGCUUCAUGAAGCACGUGCAGCAGGACGUGUGGGAGCGAGACUACGGGGACCUGGAGCUGGAGUUUGAGAUCCCCUUCCGGGACCUGGGCUUCAGCGGCGUGCCUCACCGCACGACGGGCUUCAUCAUGCCCACUGUGAACUGCCUGGUGGAGCUGAUCGAGAUGCCCUUCACGGUCAUCACGCUGGCCGACAUCAACGUGGUCAACCUGGAACGCGUCGGCUUCGGCCUGCGCGCCUUCGACAUGGCCAUCGUGCCCAAGGACUUGACGAAGGACGUGAUACGCAUCGACGCCAUUCCCCAGCAGUCUCUUGACACCAUCAGGGACUGGCUGACCUCGAUGAACAUCAAGUAUUACGAGUCCAAGAUGAAUCUGAACUGGAAGCCCAUCCUGAAGAGCAUCACUGACGACCCGGAGGGUUUUGUGGAGAAUGGCGGCUGGGACUUCCUGGACGCAGAGGGAGGCGACGACGACGAGGAAGGGGACGAAUCCGAGGAGGAGGACGAAUUCAAGCCGGACAGCGAGGAAGAAGAGGAGGCGGAGAGCGACGAAGACGAGGAUGAUAGCGACGUGGACGAGGAUGAAGACGAAGAAGAUGAGGAGGAGUACAGCGAGGAGGACGAGGAGGAGGAGGGCAUGAGCUGGGAGGAGCUGGAGCGGGAGGCCAUCCGGGAGGACCGGAAGCGCGGAGCUGAGGAGGAAGUGGACGAGGAGCCCAAGGGCAAGAAGGCCAAGAAGGGCAGGCGAUGAUCCGCCAGCGGCUGUGCUGAGCUAGCGUCUGCGCUCACUGCAGCUCUGGUUGCGCUUGCACUUCCUUAUAUGCAGACUGCUGUACCUGUUGUUGAGCAAUGCUGAAAUUUGGUGCAACAUGCUGAUGCUUGCUGCAAAUCCUCACCGGGAACCUCUUCCUGUACUACCGGGUGCUGAUGCCACAAGUGUUAUCGGGGCAAUGAGAAGCGGCUGCAAUGACAGAGGUGGGAAGUGGAACAAGGUUGAACUUGACGUCAAGAUUGUUGCAGCUCAUGAGGUGCUGCUGCGUUCAUUUGAACUUAUUACUUCAACGAUCAACAAUGGAAGAACAGUUGUGUUGUAUUUGUCUUGUGCUGCGCGUUCAUGCUGCCGUCAACAGAAUAACGCUGUAAGAUCAGCAGGC